This is a messenger RNA of Gallus gallus (chicken), 1210 nucleotides long. RefSeq lists its product as uncharacterized. The record is from RefSeq and is a predicted model, not a curated record. Bases 1 to 690 code for a protein of 229 amino acids. The transcript is spliced from 6 exons. Lineage: Eukaryota; Metazoa; Chordata; Aves; Galliformes; Phasianidae.
AUGUCUCAGCAAGAAGACGACCGCAGUUCCAAUUCCUGCCGUGUGAGUGGCAAGAAGUGGCGCGGUGCGGUUCCCCGCGGUUGGGAGCAGCAGCCAGCAGGCUGCCAGAGAUCCAACCGCGCCUUGCAGCGCACAGAGGGACGCAACAGGGACGGACGGUCCUUCCUGCCAUACAGAAGGAUGGAUCCUGCGCGUCCAUGGAGUGGUGCUGGGCAAGGGGGGAAACGGAAAGCCUCCGCAGAGAGAGGUGCCGAGCCCAACGGAAAGAUCUACGCAAAAGCGGUGCAGGAAGUCCUUCUGGAGAGAGCUCAUCUCCAGGCUGGAGGGCUUCCUACAACAGCAGGUCCCAACACAGGGGGAAGACCUUCCCCUGCUGUGUGCCCCCGCUCUGUCUCCAAGUCCUUGGCUGGAUGUAAACGCAAAGGCUUGGAAGAAGCGAAGCCAACAGCAGUGCAGCUGCCUGCUAACAAAAGAGUGAGGGGGCCGAGCGGAGACAGCGUGCCAGCUCCAGCAGCACACCCUGGGCCUGCUGCAGUGCGGAGCUCCAAGCUAAGAGCGAGAAGACGCCAAGAGAAAGAGAGGAGAGGGGAAUCGAUGAAGGCUGCCCUCAGAGCUGCCGCUGCACGUGCAGAGGCCUCCGCAGUGAACAGCCUUGUGGAGAUGAUGCAGAAGCUGCAGCUGAAGGACUGAGAGGAGGAGCGUCAGCAGGCAGCGGCUGCAGUGCGCGGCGUUACAGGGCAGCGCUGCGAGUGCCGCCCAACUCGGCCCUCCAACUUCAGAUGGAGUCAAUAAAUACCAGACACAAUGAGAGAUUCACACAGAGCGCACGGCCUCAUUUGUCCAGCGGCACUCGGAGAGCUGCUGCACCACCUUCUCGUUAUUGGUCUCGCGGCGCUCGCUCAGAACUCCCACAGCUCCGUCAGCGAAUGCUGCCAUCCAGUGAUGCAGCGGAGGCAGCAGUCCUUUGCACUGCCCACAAACAGACUGUCUCCAAAGCACGUGCAGAGAGCUGCGAGGAACAAAGCCUGGCCACGAGCGUGCUAACUUGGAGAGCAACGCUGUGCAGAUGGCUGAGUUUCCCAGGGCAGCACUGAGUGUUUUGGGCUUUGAUGACGAGUGUAUAAUGAGCAAAGUUCACCAAAAGGACGGCGUUUUCUCAGAAAGUGACAGGCUGUUGGUCCAGAGCAGCAUCUCUGCAGCUUAGGACCGC